Molecule: messenger RNA, 663 nt
Organism: Beta vulgaris subsp. vulgaris (sugar beet)
Lineage: Eukaryota; Viridiplantae; Streptophyta; Magnoliopsida; Caryophyllales; Amaranthaceae
Product: histone-lysine N-methyltransferase, H3 lysine-9 specific SUVH5-like
Exons: 1
Coding region: 1-663 (220 amino acids)
Source: RefSeq, a predicted model, not a curated record
AUGAAUAUGUUCAGAAACAAAUGCAAUGAAAUCAGAAAAUCAAGAGGUACUACAAAAUGUUUCAAAACAACUAAAAGAAUUGAUUCAAUAGCAAAAGUUGCGUUAACAAAACAGGGUAAACUCUGUAUUAGUUCUAGCAAAAUCUUGGGUCCUAUUCCAGGUGUUCAUGUAGGGGAUCGAUUCGAGUAUCGAAUCGAACUCACAAUAGUUGGACUCCAUAGCAGAAAUGAACAUGGGAUUGAUUACAUGGAGCACCCAAAAAUCUUUAACAAGACUGUUGCUACUUGUGUUGUUGCAAAAGAAGGGUGUAAAGAUGAAAUCAAUGAUAAUGAUGAAGUGAUUACUUACAUUGGGGAAGGUGGCAUUGUAAGGAACAAACAGAGAGAUUAUUGUCCUAAGGAUCAGAAACUUACUAAAGGUAAUCUUGCUAUGGUGAAUAGCUUCUUUAUCAACAACGACGUUCGUGUCGUAAGGGGGAUUAACGUUGCACCUAAUAAGACUGCUUAUGUUUAUGAUGGGUUGUAUAAAGUUAUGAGUUAUAAGCAGAAGAUUGAGCCUGCUGGGAAUUUGAUCUUUGAGUUUAAGCUUGUGAGAUCUGAUGGACAAACUGUUGUUCCUUGGAAUGAGCUUAAGAGUAAUGCCUCUUUUGGUAUGUUUUGCUAA